AUGUCACCAAACACCUGGAAUCGCCUCAUCCGCUUUGUCGAUGAUGACGGAAACGAGACCUUUGGAGAUCCGGAAAUUCAGAACGACAAGGAUUUUGCCGAGCGUCUGGCCAAUAACGACCUAUGGGCUAUUGAGUACAAGGGGCAAAGUCCUGUGUCACAACUCGUCAAGGGUGAGAGAAUUCACGUCAAGGCUGUCCGAGAGCUACUUCGAUUGUCCGAUGUGCCUAUCAUCCGAUGUAUCGGACUGAACUAUAUCAAGCAUAUUAAGGAGGGCGGUCGAACACCACCACCUUAUCCAUCCUUGUUCAUCAAACCUUCAACCUCAAUUGCUGGUUUUGAUGAAGAUGUCCCUAUUCCUAAAAUUGCCCAGGACGGCACAAUAGAUUACGAGGGAGAGCUUGGCAUCAUCAUCGGCAAGUCCGGCAAGAACAUUUCCAAAGAGGACGCUCUAUCAUAUGUAGCGGGCUACGUCGUAUCCAAUGACGUGUCGGCACGAGCAUGGCAGCGAGACCCCAAGAAAGCAGGCGGCGUUCCCCAGUGGUGCUUCAGCAAGGGCUUCGACAAGUUUGCCCCUAUUGGACCUCUUCUCGUGUCUCCGGCUGUCGUCGGUAACGCUUCGAAACUACAUUUGACCACGACCGUCAACGGCGAGGUGAGACAGAGCGAAGGCACGAAUGACCUGUUAUUCGGUGUGGAGGAAAUCGUCAGUUUUAUCAGUUCAGGAACUACGCUUGAGGCUGGCACUGUCAUUCUUACUGGUACGCCUUGCGGUGUAGCUAUGGGUAUGAAGGAGCCAAAGUACCUGAAUGAUGGUGAUGUGGUUGAGGUUAGCAUCACCGAGUUGGGUAGUGUGAGAAACAAAAUGGUUUUUGAGUAA
This is a messenger RNA of Fusarium venenatum, 879 nucleotides long. RefSeq lists its product as uncharacterized. Lineage: Eukaryota; Fungi; Ascomycota; Sordariomycetes; Hypocreales; Nectriaceae. Gene Ontology annotation, molecular function: acetylpyruvate hydrolase activity. The record is from RefSeq and is a predicted model, not a curated record.